Messenger RNA from Trichomonas vaginalis G3, 1032 nucleotides. Its product is annotated as STKc CK2 alpha domain-containing protein. Lineage: Eukaryota; Parabasalia; Trichomonadida; Trichomonadidae. Gene Ontology annotation, molecular function: protein serine/threonine kinase activity; ATP binding. The transcript has a single exon. Bases 1 to 1032 code for a protein of 343 amino acids. The record is from RefSeq and is a predicted model, not a curated record. Gene Ontology annotation, cellular component: nucleus; protein kinase CK2 complex; cytosol. Gene Ontology annotation, biological process: protein phosphorylation.
AUGUCGAGGGGAAGAGCAAUUAUGAAGGAGAAUGCAACUUAUAAAGUUGAAACCAUAUCACGUGUGUAUGCUGAUGUCAAUGAGAAACGUGGUCCAGCUUGGUACGAAAGUGAAAACUGGAAAUUACCAACAGUUCCUCCAGAUGGCUAUGAAAUCGGAGAAUGGAUUGGUACAGGAAAGUAUAGUGAUGUAUUUCUUGGUUACAAGGGCGAUAAGAAAGUCGCUCUUAAAGUAAUGAAACCUGUUCGUCCUCAAAAAUACAAUCGUGAAGCAAAAAUAAUGUUAAACCUGAAAGAUGGAACAAGCAUUGUUAAGUUACUUGAUAUAGUGCAAACAGAAGAUUCCAAACGUUACAUUUUUGUUCAAGAAUACGUUGAAGCUGUUGAAUUUAACCUUUUAUACCCUAAUUUCACAGAUAACGAGGCACGCAUAUAUCUUUAUCAACUACUUCGUGCCCUGGAGUAUGCCCACUCAAGAGGAAUCAUGCAUCGCGAUAUAAAACCACAAAACGUCUUAUAUGAUCCCACGACCAAGAAACUUCGCCUGAUUGAUUGGGGCUUGGCGGAGUUCUACCACCCAGGAACUCAUUACAAUAUUCACGUCGCUUCGAAACAUUUCAAACCUAUUGAGCUUCUUGUCGAUUAUCAAUGCUACGACUAUUCGAUUGACAUGUGGGGAUUCGGAGUCACAAUGCUUGGUAUCAUUUUUGGCAAAACUCCUUACUUUAGAGGCUCAGAUGAUUAUGAUAUGGUAUCGAAGAUCGUUGGAUUACUUGGACGCAAUGAUUUUGAUGCUUACGUAAAGAAAUACGGAAUCCAGCUCCCAGAAGCUUUAAUUAGAAGUCUUCCGAAAAAUCCAAACCGCAAAGACCUUCAUACGAUCGCUUCAAAGGCUCCAAGAGGACUUAUUAACAAUGAGUCAAUCGAUCUCAUCGAUCGCUGCCUUCGUUACGACCACAUGGAGCGUAUUUCCGCUGAAGAAGCCCUAAAGCAUCCUUACUUCGACUCGAUCAGGUCUCUCAAGUUGCCAUAA